Molecule: messenger RNA, 4820 nt
Organism: Cervus elaphus (red deer)
Lineage: Eukaryota; Metazoa; Chordata; Mammalia; Artiodactyla; Cervidae
Gene: AHRR
Product: aryl-hydrocarbon receptor repressor
Exons: 11
Coding region: 4-2193 (729 amino acids)
Biological process (GO): regulation of transcription by RNA polymerase II
Cellular component (GO): nucleus; aryl hydrocarbon receptor complex
Molecular function (GO): protein dimerization activity; transcription cis-regulatory region binding; nuclear receptor activity
Source: RefSeq, a predicted model, not a curated record
GAGAUGCGAGCGCCGGCAGCCGUGCCAACACAGCUCCCGGUCCCGGCGGACGCCUCCCGCGGGCGCGCCCGAGCCUCCGCGCCCCGCCGGCCGGGGCCCGAGAUGAUGAUCCCACCGGGGGAGUGCCUGUACGCCGGGAGGAAACGCAGGAAGCCCGUUCAGAAACAGAGGCCUGCUGUGGGCGCCGAGAAGUCAAACCCUUCCAAGCGGCACCGUGACCGCCUCAAUGCCGAGCUGGACCACCUGGCCAGCCUGCUGCCGCUGCCGCCCGACAUCAUCUCUAAGCUCGACAAGCUUUCCGUCCUGCGCCUCAGUGUCAGCUACCUCAGGGUGAAGAGCUUCUUCCAAGCCUUGCAGGAGAGGCGCCCGAGGAAGCUGGUAGCUGCUGCCCCCUCGCCAGGAGACCGGGGUCCACGUGGAGGGUCCGCAGGCUCAGCCAUGCUGGAGGGAAGGCUGCUGCUGGAGUCCCUCCACGGCUUCGCUCUGGUGGUGAGCGCGGAAGGGAUGAUCUUCUACGCGUCAGCCACGAUCGUGGACUACCUGGGCUUCCAUCAGACGGAUGUGAUGCACCAGAAUAUUUAUGACUACAUCCACGUGGACGACCGCCAGGACUUCUGCCGGCAGCUGCACUGGGCCAUGGACCCUCCCCAGGCAGGGUGUGGGCAGCCCCUGCUCUCGGAGACAGGAGAGGAUGCCGUCCUGGGGAGGCUGCUGCGGGCCCAGGAGGGGGGCGUGGACCUGCCCACCGAGUACUCGGCCUUCCUGACGCGCUGCUUCAUCUGCCGCGUGCGCUGCCUGCUGGACAGCACCUCGGGCUUCCUGACGAUGCAGUUUCAAGGGCGACUGAAGUUCCUCUUCGGACAGAACAGGCGGGCGCCCUCGGGCGCGGCCCUGCCCCCGCGGCUGGCCCUGUUCUGCGUGGCGGCCCCCCUGGCCCUGCCCCCCGGCGUGGAGGUGAGGAUGAAGACCGUGUACCUGAGGGCGAAGCACAGGGCGGACGUCCCGGCCUCGACCGACGCAAAAGCAAAAGCUGCCUCAAGUCUCUGCGAAUCAGAAUUGCACGGAAAACCCAAUUACUUAGCAGGGAGAAGCAAUGGAGAAAAUGGCCUCUCCUUGUUCAGGACGCCAGAGGAUGCCUGCCGCUGGGGCCGGGUCACAGGCCGGGGUCCCUGCCUGUGCCUCCGGGGCGGCCCUGACCUUGUCCUUGACCCCGAGGGCGCCGCAGGGGCCGGGGAAGGAGAGGAGCUCGGGGGGGUCCCGCGGGACGCACCCCCAUACAGCUGCUGCCUGGAGCCCCUGGGCCCUGUGAAGCAUUUGGACUGGCCAGCUGGGAGGCACGGUCAGGAUGGCGGCAGUGCCAAGCUGAAGCUGGAGCCGGGCAAGGCCAACCCGUUCCCCACCGCCCCGGCCCAUGGCGCCUGCCUGCCCUACCUGGGCACGCAGGGCGCCGUGCACACCCUCCGGAGCUCACCCGGCUCUCACCCACCCAGGCCGCCCCCUGGGGCCUGUGCCGGCCGGACCAGCAGAGCCCUGCGGGACGGACACCAGGGUCCGGUGCCGCCCCCCACCCCUGGCCUCUUCCCCCACGGGGGCUUGGACAACAGGGUCCCUCGGCCGGCAAUCCAGCGUCUCCCGGUGGGCGGCUACCCAGCUGAGGACAAGCUUCGAGGCCUUCUGAUGCCCCCAGGAGCCCCAAGUCACCCCACGUCACUCGACGUGCCCAUCAAGAUGGAGACUGACUCGGGAUCCGAGGACGCUGCGGACGGCUACUGCGUGUCCCCGACCCAGGUGUGGCUGGGGGCCGGCGACCUGGCCAAGAGACAGCUGGUCACCUUCCCGACUAGGAUGCACCUGAAGACGGAGCCGGGCGCCAGGCACCCCCUGUACAGCGCGCCCACCGGGCCUGGCCUGCUGGGCGCCCCCCCCAGACCCAGCAGGGGGCUGGCCCCGCUGCACCCCGCGUCCUGUGCCUGUCUGGAGCCCCCGCCCCGCCUCUGUGUACGGGGCCACCAGCCCCCCAACCUGGGCUGCAACUGCCGGGCUCCCGGGCCGGCUCCCACGGUCAAGCUCGAGCCCCUGGACUCUCCCUUGUGGGCGGCUCAUGGCCAGGGUGGGCCUCCUGGGCUAUUCUGCAAGAGUGCACCGGCCGUGGGGAUGCCCCCCAGGGACGCGCAGUGCGCCUUCCUGCCCUAGAGCUGCUGGUCCUGGAGCCGGCCGGGCCCCGCGGACAGUGCUCCGGCCCGAGCCUUCCCCGAGGGAAGCACGUGCAGUAGCAAGUUCACUGAAGGUCUUAAGUGCAGGGUGGUCAUCAGUCUGCUCAAGGAUGGCAGGGUUCUCCUCUGAGGAGCACGGCUCCCCACCCCCACCCCAGGUCAUCUCCCCGGCGCCUCGAAGGGAGCAGACCUCGGGGAACAGCCACACCCUGGUGGCCCACUGCCAAGACAGCUAAUUGGGAGAAACGCUCACUGAAUGGCAGGUGGCCACAUGCUCGUGCCUGGGAGGAAUCUAGAAGUUCAGCCAGAAGAGGCUGAUGGCACCGGGCCGCCCUCCACUCCAACAUGCAGUGUGUGCUUGAAACGCUGGCCUAGGCCGAGGCCAGCCCGGAGGGAGGAUUGGCCAGAUCUUGUGUGGUUCUUCUGCAGUCUCUCUGGUGUUUCAGCGGUCUUCAAAGGGGGUCCGUGCUUAUCUGCCCCCGCUGCACCACGUAGCCUGGAAUGCACAGGGUCUGGAUUGGAGUCCAGAAACACAGCACGAGGGGAAGGAAGGAGUUGGUCCAGGUGUCAGGCUGUCUUGCUGACUGCAGGUCUUCAGAUGGCUCUGAUCGUCAUCCCAGAAGGAAUUAGUCGAGACGAGACAGACAGGCAGCAUUUUAUAAAAAGGAAAAAAUCGUGGGGACAUCCCCCGUGGUCCUGCAGUUAAAUGCCUGCAGGGGGUGUGGGUUCGAUCCCUGGUCAGGGAAUUAAGAUUCCACAUGCCGCAGGAUGUGGCCAGAAAAAAAGAAAAAAAUUUUGAAGGGAACACAUUCUGAACGUAGGAAAUUUAGGUGCAAAAGAAGAAAUCAGAAAGCGAAGGCCACCCGCAGUCACCAUGGAUAGCUCAUGGUUAAGGGCAAAGUUCACCACACCUUCCGGGCGACCCCAUCCCACAGGUGCAGUCCCCGCAGGAUGUGACUCCAGAGCCACCACGGGGCAGGAGAAAGCGGGUUGGAGGCCCCUCCUCCUUGCGGCACGAGCAUCUGUCCUCGGUCACCCCCUGCCCCGAGUCUCAGGACCUGCAGGAGCCCCAGCGGGGACUUGCAGUCCCACCGUGUUCAGCAAGGGGUCUUCCUGUCAUCUGUUGGCUUUGGGGUUCAGUUCCUGAGUUGGUGAAGCCAUCUGCAUUCACCUUGUCAACUCAGGACUGGGCGGCAGGACUGGGCCCGUCGGACUGAGGCACGCCUGGGGGCGCCCGUACCCCUCGGCGCUCUUCUUCUUGGAAGGGCUUCCCCAGGGGUGUGGUGGGGCGGAAGGUCUCUUCCCAGAGUGACAGAAGUUACCAGUCAGAGCCCGGGUCAGGUGUGGUCAAUUCAUGGCCUCGUGGGAUCCCCAGGGCCUGCCCAGCAGCCUUCUCUUCCCUGCCCACCCCCCAGGGGGCCCUUGCAGAAAGUGACGUUGGUGCUGUGCUGCCCCCCACCCUUGCCAGAGUCUCCCCCUCCCCUGUUGUGAUGGCAGCACAGCCACCUGUCAGGACCACCUGCUUCCCACCCCCCGCCCCCCUGCUGCUAGCUCAGCACCCCUCUCUGCUUGGUUCUCAUGCUGAGCCCAGCCCACCGUGUAGAUUUCAUCCCUAAGACACAGGGUGGAAUUUCAGAAACUUCCUCCUUCCUUUCUAUUCAUGCCAAGUGCCCAGCUCCUCAUGGAAGCACUGUGCCAUCUCUCAGAAGUGACUGUCAGCCUCUCUGGAGCUCCCUCUGCGAAGGGAGGGUCCUCAAACGCACCCUCCGCACAGGGGUACCCCUUCCUGUCUCGGCGUGGUAGCUGGCAGUCUGCAUGUGUGAAACCCUGGACCAGAAAGAUGGAGUGGAGAGGCGUCGUUGCAUGUUUGCACACUGUAGCCGGAACCCAGCGAAGGAUAGCUACGGCUCGAGGAGGUGCAGCAGUCUGCCCUCAAGGCCACGGUACCCGAGCGUUCAGAGGCAUCCACUCCCCUGGACUACGCGCACCAAGUUGGUCCCAGCAGGCGUGUGGCGAGUCACACUUUGUUGAUGCAGAAUUCAGCACCUGGACAUCAGCGCUUGCUUCAUGCUCGAGACGCUGUCAUGCUGGAGGCCCAGGUCCUGACGUGCUGGGACAGCGGCAACAGAACCUGCCUCAGUCAGCACUUUGUCGUUUUAUAGCCCUCCCCCCUGAGAAACUGUGUGCAGAAAGUGAUGAUGGAAUGUGGAAUGUCAGAUGUGGCCACUUCUGUAGAUGUGGCCAUUCCUGCUUUAAAAUGUCACGAACAGUACUGAUUUCAGGCCUGUAUUUUCUAUUGCUGGUAGCUUUUGCCUAUAUAGCUGAAAAAUAUUAAAAUCAAAGAUGAUGUAAGAAUGGGAUGGAAGGGAGGAGAUAAACACAACUUAUAUUUUAUAUUUUUGUAGUUUCUAUUGGAUGAAAAAAGUUUUUAAUAUCUAGACAGACUUGUUGAAUUGUUAAAAAUAGGUACACUAUAAUACAACUUUUGUACUUUUGUAUAUUUCCUCAGUGCCUUUAGAAAGAGCUUCCAAAUACAUUUCUGAUACUGUGGUUUGUAUUAAAUUUAUGAUAUUGUUGUAAAAUAAAUCAUAUAUUGUAUGUGUUUAC